Messenger RNA from Nerophis ophidion (straightnose pipefish), 820 nucleotides. RefSeq names its product visinin-like 1a (gene vsnl1a). The record is from RefSeq and is a predicted model, not a curated record. Bases 172 to 813 code for a protein of 213 amino acids. The transcript is spliced from 4 exons. Lineage: Eukaryota; Metazoa; Chordata; Actinopteri; Syngnathiformes; Syngnathidae. Gene Ontology annotation, molecular function: calcium ion binding.
UUACGUUUCAUCCUGUUUUCCUCAUGCAAAAGCGUUUUUCCGUAUUCUAGACUUCCUCGCUGUUCACCCUUGAUGAUUUUUGGCUCCACGCUUGUCUAGCGUCUGAGUUCUUGUAUUUUUUUGUCCUGCCUUAAAGAAUUACACACACUCCUACCUGCACGCUGCUCCUGCAUGUCCUUCUGCAUUCAAGAGAACAAAACCAUCGCAGCCAUGCGUUCCAAACGCAACACAAGCAAAAUGGGGAAACAGAACAGCAAGCUGACCCCUGAGGUGAUGGAAGAUCUGGUGAAGAACACGGAGUUUAACGAACACGAGUUGAAGCAGUGGUACAAGGGUUUCCUCAAGGACUGUCCCACGGGACGUCUCAACCUGGACGAGUUCCAGCAGCUCUACGUCAAGUUCUUCCCUUACGGGGACGCGUCCAAGUUCGCCCAGCACGCCUUCAGGACUUUCGACAAGAACGGCGACGGCACCAUCGACUUCAGAGAGUUCAUCUGUGCGCUGUCCAUCACGUCUCGGGGCAGCUUUGAGCAGAAACUCAACUGGGCCUUCAACAUGUACGACCUGGACGGGGACGGCAAAAUAACACGGGUGGAGAUGCUGGAGAUUAUUGAGGCGAUCUAUAAAAUGGUGGGCACGGUGAUCAUGAUGAAGAUGAACGAGGACGGCCUGACGCCCCAGCAGAGGGUAGACAAGAUCUUCUCCAAGAUGGACAAGAACAACGACGACCAGAUCUCGCUGGAAGAAUUCAAGGAGGCGGCGAAGAGCGACCCCUCCAUUGUUUUACUCCUGCAGUGCGACCUGCAGAAAUGAGGUGAGC